Molecule: messenger RNA, 963 nt
Organism: Penicillium brasilianum
Lineage: Eukaryota; Fungi; Ascomycota; Eurotiomycetes; Eurotiales; Aspergillaceae
Source: the annotation of a GenBank genome assembly
AUGACAACCCCUAUCUCCGCCUCCGACGGCUGGUGGACAUUCACCAACUACGCGCCGCUCACCACAACUUACACGCCAGCCCCAAGCUGCACUGCAUCGGACCGACUCGGUCUCGGAUAUAUCAAUCAUGGCUAUGUCUACAUCGAAUACGGGGUUCAAUGCACCAGCGAUGUGAUAUUGGAGGACUGUCUGCCCACGGCAACGGCAACGGCGACUUCCUUCCCCGAGCCGCCUACUGACGAUGGCUGGGCGGGCAUCGGUGGUUACUACUCGCCGGGCCUGUACUGUCCCUCAGGGUGGGAGACUGUUGGCGUUGCGGCGCGCGAUGCUAGUAGCUCCUUGUCUUCAUCGGGAAUACUGAGCACGACGCCGGUCGUGACGAUGAGUAGCUCGGAUCCCAUGUCUUAUUAUUAUGCUACGGCUACAUGGGACGACCCUGCGACGCUGUUGAAGAAUCAUCUUGAGCCGGAGCAGACUAUGGCCGUUUGCUGUCCUAGCUCCUUCACCCCCGACGCCUUCGGAGGCUGCUACUCCGUUGUCCCGGACUACAAGCCCACAUGGGGCUGUCAAGCCUAUACAGGCUACAAUUACGACUACGGCGACGUAACGGAGACAUACACCUCCGGCACGUUCACAACCACUUUCGUUGGAGAAGAGCCCACGACUACAAUUUACAAAACCGAGACCCAAACGCAUACUUUCAACCAUGGUGAGAAGAGCGAUUACUCGGCUAUCUCGUACUUGCCUAUGAUUACCUUGCUGCAUCAUGAAUCGGACUUGGCGAGCGCUAGCUCGGCGUCGGCGACGGGAUCCAAGGCAGGUAAUGCUACUGGGACUGCGGCGGCGACGUCGAACGCCGCUGUGAGGCUGCUAGGUGGACGGGAUGGGUUGAAUGGGAUUGGGGCCGUUGCUGGGAUUGUGAUAGCAGCUAUGGGGUUAGGAGCUGCUAUUGUUUUGCAGUGA